GCUCAGACGCUCUAUUAACUUAAAUAUAUAGAAACAGUGUUUAGUUUUUUAAACCAUUGCCUUUGUGGCCACAACCUCAAGUAUGAGUCAUUUUAAAAAAAAGUCACUCGCGAACAUAUUUGCAACUCAUCCGGGCAGUUAUUUCAGUAACACGAAAUCAAGUCCUAUCGACUUAAAUGACGAAAGACAAAUCGCUUGCUAAGGUGACAAAUAUACAAUAUAUUAACGAUCAACAACUAAACCAUACAUUUCAUUUUUAAGGUCAAAUUGCGGAUUUUAAACACUUUGGUUGGCAAGUACCUCACAACUCUGUACCAUCGGAACUACUUACCCCGGUACUGUUGCACGCGGAACUUUAUAACAGACGGACCUUUCAAAACAAUCUGCUGAUCAAAUGAUUUCAGUUCUCUGUGUGUUUAACAAUAAUUCAAGGAAUUUAUUCAGUUUUAUCACAUGUGUUUAUUAGGUCAUUUUUGCUAUUUGUAUUUCCAUGAUCGCACUUUAACUGUCGGUGAUUUAAAGGUGAUAUAAAGCAUCAAUAAUGACAUCUAAACCUACAUGUCUGAUUGUGGCCAGUGCUGCAUCUGCAGGAGUGUCAGCUCGAUCACUUCAGCACUGUUUUACUUUGUGCAGUUCAGUGUUUAACCUGCAGACAGCGACACCUGGCGGGAAGCCCAUUGACUUUGUCUGUGUUGAUGAAAGUGCAAGCCGAUGGGUGCAAGAGUUCAACCUCACAUCCUACGCCAACCCAACGAAACUGGAGUCAAUAGAUGGCGCACGUUACGAUUCGCUGUUGAUUCCCGAUUGUCCGGGGGCCCUGAGAGAUCUCGCACACAGCGGCUCCCUCGCACGAAUCCUGUCUCACUUCACAUCACAGAAAAAGCCCGUGUGCGCUGUGGGACAGGGUGUAGCUGCUCUCUGCUGUGCCACAGAGGAACAGAAGUGGAUAUUUAGUGGUUACAGUAUGACCGGCCCUUCUGUAUUUGAGCUCGUACGAUCUCCAGAAUUCGCCAACCUGCCACUGAUCGUGGAGGAUUUUAUUAAAGACAAUGGUGGAUCUUACACAGCGAGCAUUGAGGAUGCUGUUCAUGUGGUUCUGGACCGACACCUGGUGACCGGACAGAAUGAUGAGUCCUCAGUCGUAGCCAUCAAUAAUCUGAUCCUGAUGUUUAAUAGCAGAUGAACAAGAGAUGAGAUCCCAUCACAGAAUGUGAAGUCACAUGGACAUCAAUCAUGUCUACAGUCAGUAUGGAAAAUCUUAACCAUCAAAUUAAAAAAAAAUUAUAUAUGACUUUUUGUAUAACCAUUUCAAUGUUAGGGGAGAGUGGGGGCACAAACUAAUGCUUUUUGACUUUGGCUCUGUCAUUCAAAAAAUAUUUAAGUUAGAUUAAUAAUGUUUUUACACAGUCAACACACACAUCUCUGCUACAAAAUGAACACUUAAAAGUUUGUUCGUGGGUCCUUCCGUUAUCGUACAAUUACACCGAAAAUGACAGGAGUGCAAACGUUACCCCAUAGGUGGGGUUUAUUGUAACAAAACAAAGGGUUUGUUGUAACGCCUGCUAGAAAAUUUAGUUUCAACACAAAUAAUUCAAUAAAAUUCUGUCUAUAUAUUAAAGGUGGAUAUUGUUUAUAUAUCUGCCUAUAAUGGAUAGAUAUCCACACAUUCAUCCAUCCAUCAUCCUUCAUCUAAGAUUUUGAAAUUUACUUUCAUGCCUCCAAAACACUCUUUGUUCAAUAUCUUUUCACAAAUUCACCGGAGAUCAUCUUCUGACAGUAAGAGAAAAAGACCAAAAGACCAGACUGCUCGGCCUUGUAUAAAAAUGUAAAGUAGCUGUGCACGAUUAACCCCACGUUUAUUUGUGUCCCGCUCAUCCUUUAUAUCUGUAAAAUAAAAAUGCUUUUAAAGAAAAUCUCAUAAAUGAAUAUCUUAAUGUUCAUAGUAAUGUCAAAAUGUUUUUUUUCACAUAUGUAUGUACUGUAGCAUCAAUGUUUGUUUAUCAUUUAUCAUGUUUAUAUCUUUAUAUGCCCAAAAUGUUUUGUGCACCUGUAAUGAUGUCUUCUAAUAUGCAUCACAUAAACAAUAAAAUACAAAGAAUAGUAGUAUU
Molecule: messenger RNA, 2108 nt
Organism: Paramisgurnus dabryanus
Lineage: Eukaryota; Metazoa; Chordata; Actinopteri; Cypriniformes; Cobitidae
Gene: gatd1
Product: glutamine amidotransferase class 1 domain containing 1
Cellular component (GO): cytoplasm
Molecular function (GO): glyoxalase III activity
Source: RefSeq, a predicted model, not a curated record